Molecule: messenger RNA, 1329 nt
Organism: Marasmius oreades (fairy-ring Marasmius)
Lineage: Eukaryota; Fungi; Basidiomycota; Agaricomycetes; Agaricales; Marasmiaceae
Exons: 12
Coding region: 331-1329 (332 amino acids)
Source: RefSeq, a predicted model, not a curated record
CUGUGACUGUCGUAAGUCUUUCUUUUCGAUCGCAGCCCCACUUCCAGACGCCUCUCAAUCAUUGACACAGCUCGCAAACGUCGCAUCCUUGUUCUAUUCGGGCCACUUAUGACUGUGAUAUCAGGCUCCAGUGACUCUAUGACCAUCAUGAUACGUCGUACACCUCUCUAUUGUAAUCAUAUCGAAGCUCAAGCCCAACGAAUAACAGGACACCCAGUCCUAGUCACGGUGAAGGUCUGCGGCCAAAAAUAAUCCAGUGCAUCUGGUAUAGAUAGUUUACCAUCGUUGGUCUCAACUGCCUGAUUCACCUCUCACCUCUUCCCUCUCACGAUGGCUGAUAAAACCGCAACCUUGACGACAUUCGAGGUGACGAUUCAAGCGCUUGGCCGUCAACAGAUCAUUAGAUAUUUACAGGGUUCGUCCAAGUCGGAGUAUCAUCUUUGCUUCUCAAUCUUACAUACUACAGUCUUCAACACCACGUUACUCGUCUAUGAUAUAAUUAUCAAUCUACAGCUCGAGGUUGAGCACAUUUGGACAAGAAAAUGGUCAUUCUUCACUGUUUUAUACAUCCUGCAACGUUAUCUCCCGUUAUUCGACGAAGCGGGGGCGACCCUUUACUAUGACUUCGGAGCGAACUUGAGCAUUCACAAUUGUGCCUUGUAUUACAAGAUUGCCGGAGCGUCAUCCGCGGUCGGCAUUGGGCUGUCUGAAGUUGUUUUAACAUUUCGUGUCUGGGCGGUCUGGGAGGGGAGCUUCCCAGUAGCCAUAGGACUUGUCGUGUUCUUCCUCGCCUGUUGGGUGCCUGCUGUUCUUGUGUUGGCACAGUUCAUGAACUCUGUGGAAUUCGUGCCUCUCACAUUUCCUAAUUUUCGCGGAUGUUCUAGUAUCGCCGGUCGAAAUCAUAUUCCGAUAUACUUGGUCUGGGUGUUGUGGAUCGUGUAUGACGCUGGUGCAUUUGUGAUGAUUCUCAUUCCUGGAGUGGCAGCAUACAGGAGGGGUGGAAGAUCGGAGCUCGUUAAAACCAUAUAUCAAGAUGGCGUUGUAUACUACGCGUUGGUAUUCUUAACCUCGAUGUUCAAUGUGGUCGUCACCCUCACCCUUCCGCCUGAUUGCAUCUUAAUCUUAGCCGAAUUCGAGCGUGUAUUGCAUUCUGUUCUAACCAGUCAUGCAAUCCUCCAUAUCCGUCGAGUAUACUUGCAACAGUCGACACCUCAAACGAUGUCGCAGAUUCAAUUCGGACGAAACGAGCAUAUCUCGUCCUUCCAUACUACCGAACCGCCAAAUACAAAUGCAGAAUCGCUGCCAAACCCAGUGGAUAUCGAGACUUAG